GAAGUGCGGCCCUGUGUAAAAAUUACAAAGAAGAAGAAGAAGAAUUCGAAGGCAGAAAGAAAAACUUCUUAUUCCUAAUUCAGUGCAAAUUUUCUCCACCCAAACACCCUCGACAUUGCCCUUAGAGACUGAGGAAGGUGCAGGAAGUGUGAUUUUGUGUGUUAAUUGGCGUUCGGGGGUGAUUUCUGGUGUGGUUGAUCAAUCUGCGUCGCUGCCAUAAUAAACAAAAGUCAGCUGUUGUUUGUCUUGCAUUACAAUAUUUUGUGUGUUGUGGGGGAAGAAAAAAAGUUGAGCAGAAAGAAGGUUUUUUGUGUGUAAUCUCCAAAAGGGGCAACACAAGAAGGCCAGCAGAAAAGAAAGGUGCCAGUUUGUGCAAAUUGCGUAUGAUAGUUCCAACAGUGUCCAUCAUUUUGCCUACCACCACUUGCUCUCUGUAUUGCACACGCAUUCCCGCGGAGAUUCCGUGAGUCGCCCAGGGACACGGCUACGAUUCUCGGGAGGAUAAUGGAUCUGCUGGGCAGAAAAGAGAAGGAGGACGAGGCAUUUAUUGUUAAUUUCAAUCAGGAUUGCUCGUCACUCUUUGCGGGCUACAAGAAUGGCUACAGCCUCUUCUCCCUGUCUUCCAUCGAUACGAUGCUCGAGGAGAUCUACAGGAGCAACAGCGAAGACAUUCGUCUUGUUGAACGUCUCUUCAGCAGCUCCCUCGUGGCCAUUGUGGCGCUCGAUCAUCCCCGGAAGCUCAAGGUGUGCCACUUUAAGAAGGGCACAGAAAUCUGCAACUACUCGUACUCAAACACGGUGCUAGCUAUCAAGCUGAACCGAGCACGCCUGGUGGUGUGUCUCGUGGGCAGCCUCUAUAUCCACAAUAUUCGGGACAUGAAGGUGGUACACACAAUACGGGAUACUCCACCCAAUCCCAGUGGACUCUGUGCCCUGGCACCGAGCUCCGACAAUUGCUACCUGGCGUACCCCGGCAGUGCUACAGUGGGUGAAGUGCAGAUCUUCGAUGCAGUGAAUUUGCGUGCCAAGAUUAUGAUUCCGGCGCAUGAUUCCCCACUCGCAGCCAUUGCAUUCAGCAUUUCGGGUUUGGAAGUGGCGACGGCCAGUGAAAAAGGAACUGUGAUUCGUGUCUUUUCGGUCAAUGAUGGAUCGAAACUCUAUGAGUUCCGACGAGGCGUCAAGAGGUGCGUCUCAAUAGCGUCUCUCUCCUUCAGCACAUGCUCCAACUUCUUGUGCUGCAGUUCAAACACAGAAACCGUACACAUCUUCAAGUUGGAACGUCCAUCACCAGAUGCAAAGGAUGCAGUACAGGCGGACGACUGGAUGGGAUAUAUCAGCAAAGCAGUGACCAAUUUCACGAAUAUGGCUCUACCAUCGCACGUAACGGAUGUCUUUACGCAAGGUAGAGCCUUUGCGUCUGCUAUGCUACCAGUGGCUGGACUUAAGCAUUCGUGCGUCAUCACGACCAUACAGAAGCAACUCAGACUUCUUGUGGCGUCAUCCGAUGGCUAUGUAUAUGUGUACUCAAUCUCAACCGUGGAAGGUGGUGAGUGCCAAUUGGUGAAGAAACAUGAUUUGAGGAGCAUCGAGACCACACCGCCACCGAAGCCUUUUGGUAAUGAAGUGAAGAAAUGUAAAAAAGUCAAGCGAUUUUUUGACUCAGGUCGCUUUUUGUCUUGUGCAGUCACCGAGGGUGUCCCCAUGGUGGUGCCACCGGCUACACUGCCGCCCGGGCCCAGCUACGCCUCGGCACUCAAGGGUAAUUUGAAUGAUAGCGCUAAGACGGUGCCGCCAGCAGAGCACCAAUAGAAAAAUGUGACAGCAGCGUGUGUAAGAGAGUGGUGUGUGGUUGAAGGAGUGGUCGGGAGCGAAACUUGUUGGUUCUACGAUCACCAUCCCCCACCCUCUGGUCUUUUCUUUUUGGAUAAAAUUCGAAGUGAAACAAGAUAAAAAAAAUCUCAUAGAAUGUUUCCGAUUAAUAUUUACAUAUUUACACACAUUAUUUACGUUGGAUUUUAUAAUUUAUUAAUCUCUCUUAUUGUCUUCUCUUUUUUCCUUUUCUUUUCUCUAACAGAUAAGCCAGAGUAGGAAAAAUGUGAGACAAUUUUUAUAGCUGAUUGUGAAGAAGAACGUUGUAGGGUUUGUCUCCCCACCUCCCCUCUGAAAUUUACAUUAUUUUAGCAACUUUAACGCAAUGUGAAAAAUCAACUGCAUCCUCUUUUCUUUUUUUUUUUGUAAAAUGCAAUUUAAGGAAUGAUAAGCUGAACACAUUUUCAACAAAGAAAAUGUGUAAAAAGUUACAUAAUAGUUAUUUGAAUUCUUUACAAAUAUAAAUUAGGAUUAAUGGUAUAAAAAAAAAGAAAAUUGAGAGAAUGGUGGAUAGAGCAGAAUGCAGAAAGGACGUGUGAAGAUAGAUGUUCGUUGCGUAGAUUUAAAAAAAAAGAAAGGGAAAAACUUUCUCUUUUAUUUUUUUCUGUAAAUAAUUUCUCUUCUAAAUCUUUCUGCGCUAUCCUAUAUAAAAAAAAUGUCAUGUCGACCUUUCAUUUUGCGGAAGAAGCAACAUUCUUAUUAGAAGAGAGACCGACUUUCAUGAAAAGCAACCUCUAAUUUAAGUGAAAUAUCAAAUGUGCAACUGAUUUGAAGCUUUUUAUCGAGUCAGGAAACAAUUUUGAUGAAAAAAAAACUACAAAAAUGUAGAUUUAUAAUAAAAGAAAUCUAUGUAAAAGACCAAAAA
Lutzomyia longipalpis is the source of this 2734-nucleotide messenger RNA. It is a transcript of the gene Atg18a, whose product is annotated as WD repeat domain phosphoinositide-interacting protein 2. The transcript has 5 exons. NCBI's taxonomy places the organism in Eukaryota, Metazoa, Arthropoda, Insecta, Diptera, Psychodidae. Bases 505 to 1809 code for a protein of 434 amino acids. Gene Ontology annotation, cellular component: extrinsic component of membrane; phagophore assembly site membrane; cytosol. The record is from RefSeq and is a predicted model, not a curated record. Gene Ontology annotation, molecular function: phosphatidylinositol-3-phosphate binding; phosphatidylinositol-3,5-bisphosphate binding; protein binding. Gene Ontology annotation, biological process: nucleophagy; protein localization to phagophore assembly site; protein lipidation.